CGUUCCUGUAUCGUAUCAGAGACUUCAUCGGCUUGGAUUGCUCCUAGACCUAACAAUGCCUGUUGCGGAUGCACAAAGCCGAUCUCGGAACUAAGUUCGAUUGGUAACAGUAUUCACCAAGGUAGUGGGGGAUGGCACAUAAGCCAAUACUGGGCAUGACGUUCCCACAGGUUACGGUCAGGACUUCUCUCGACUUCAGUGACCCCCCAAAUCUGCAUAUAGAAAUCUUCAAUCCAAUAUGUGUUCCAAAUUCUGGCCCAAAGGAGGCCUUCCAGGCAUUUUGCACCAUUACACGGAGACGCUUGUUACCUUCGAAUAUACAGCAAGCGUCACUCAUAAGCCUCACAGCAUUGUCUUCCUUGGAGGCCUGGGAGAUGGCCUCGCAACUACAUCGUACAUGUCCGAUAUCGUACGCGCGUUACAACCAACGGACUGGUCGCUCUUCACUUUAAAUCUCACAUCCUCCUACCAAGCAUGGGGUCUCGGACAUCUCGACAGAGACACUAAUGAGGUCGCCCAAUGCGUAAAAUAUAUCAAAGACUACAAGACGGACAAAUUUGGCGAUGGAAAAAUCGUCCUCAUGGGCCAUUCCUCCGGAAGCCAAUUUGUUAUGCAUUACCUGUAUCGUCCAAAUCCCCACACAGGCAUCGCACCCUUUGAUCCCUCGUGUGAGCAUGUCAAACGUCUGGAAAUCGACGGAGCGAUCAUGCAAGCACCAGUGUCGGACAGGGAAGCAAUCCUCUUGUGCAGGGAAAUGGGGAUCGGAGGCAAGACGCCGAGCGAGGUCGAAGCAGCAUACCAGACGCUAGAAGCAAUGGCCAAGGAAGCUGACCGCGAAGCAUCCUGCGAUACGCUGUUACCUUUAUCUCUGACCAGUCAGAUUGGCUACCUACCCAAUGUUCCAAUAAGCAGCCGAAGAUUCUUGAGUCUCAACAGCCCGCAAAGCCCGCUGGCACCGGAGGAGGAUGACCUUUUCAGUUCAGAUAUCGGCGAUGAGCAGUUAGCGAAGACCUUUGGAAUGAUCAAAGAGCGCGGGCUGUUAAAUCACAAGCUGAUGGUCUUAUACUCGGGAGCAGACCAAGCGGUUCCGGCUUACGUUGAUAAACAGGGCUUAUUGGUGAGGUGGAUGAAUGCCGUUAACCAUAAUGGACGAGACCAAAUAUGGGAUAGAGACCAUAGCGCAGUGAUACCGGGUGCUUCUCAUGCGCUGAGUAACGAUGACCAAGCUGAGCCGCGGAAAGAUCUUGUUAGAAGAGUAUUGGGAUAUUUGUUGACGGCUGAGAAAGUACCAACAAAGCCUACGAAAUCCAAUGAUUAAUAGAAUUUGUUUGUACUCUAUUUAAAUCUGCAAUUUAUAUAAUUGCUGGAUAACACCUCGACGUUUCAUGAUUCCUAUGUCUUCUAGGUCGUUAUAUUGUGACUAGAUGCCCUCCCUCUCUUGAACCAAGCGAAAUUUAUGAGACGAUAAGUUCGAAUACCGCAUUCUCUUCCAAGGAAAGGAUGAAAUCACUGGUAUAUACAACCGCGCUUUUUCCUUGAUGGUUGAUAUGCUCGGUUAUACCAAUCUGGGGAUCUUGAGAGGCUUGGUCAAAAGGGUGCAACUAGUAGCACCUUCCUCAAUUAUCACAGCCCCAUUUCCUAUGCGUGGCCGCACAAGCGAUACAAAUCUCUCAACAACUUCCAUUGGCCGAGAAACUUUGAUUUCGUCGGUAAGACUCAAGCGCCCUGUCUUAUUAUCAAACGAGAGGCGCCGCACCAGCGAUGUCAACCCGCUCACGGCGUAAGCAGGGGCAAUAUCCAUCAACAUUGAUCCGUUCUGAUCAAAAGCGACUUUUCGAGCGCAAUAUUCUUUGCCGUCGCGCUGGCUGGACCCAUCGACAAUGGGGAUGUUGUGACUUUUGGAAGGUGUUCAAAAGGUAUCGUAGCGAUCGGGGCCAAAGUAUGACUUCGUGUACUCACCUUUACCAAUGUCACAUAGGAGCAUUACGCCAUGUCUUCAAAAUAGAAAGCUUCCAACAUCAUUGUGGUUAUGUUCCUCAUCGUUAUGGCCUGCUUUUGCCGCAGACCCAGUGCCAUCGUAGCCGCUGCACAACAGCCACUGAGCCUUUGGGUAUACCACGCAGGGCUGAGGCUGUGCCUGUCUGACACAAGCGUAUUUGUAGUCCAUAGAAGAUCACCUAGAGCAGGAGCAAAUUGUAACAAUGCGAGUGCAUUA
Molecule: messenger RNA, 2215 nt
Organism: Pseudogymnoascus destructans
Lineage: Eukaryota; Fungi; Ascomycota; Leotiomycetes; Thelebolales; Thelebolaceae
Exons: 2
Coding region: 239-1318 (359 amino acids)
Source: RefSeq, a predicted model, not a curated record